Myripristis murdjan (pinecone soldierfish) is the source of this 3192-nucleotide messenger RNA. RefSeq names its product NACHT, LRR and PYD domains-containing protein 12-like. Gene Ontology annotation, molecular function: protein binding. The record is from RefSeq and is a predicted model, not a curated record. Bases 1 to 3183 code for a protein of 1060 amino acids. The transcript has 7 exons. Lineage: Eukaryota; Metazoa; Chordata; Actinopteri; Holocentriformes; Holocentridae.
AUGGCGACUCCAGUAGUGCUGCUCUUCCGAGUUCUGGAGGAUCUGGGAGAGAAAGAGCUAAAAUCAUUCAAGUGGCACCUGCAGCAACCCGGCAUCCUGAAUGAGCUCCCAGCCAUCCCAAAGAGCCGACUGGAGACGGCAGACAGGCAGGACACGCUGGACGAGAUGGUCAAGACCUACAGCCUGUACACUCUGGAAGUCACCAAGGAGGUUUUGAAGCAGAUAAACAAGAAUGACCUCGUUGAGCAGUUGGCACACUGCCCAAAUCCUGAAGGUAAGUCUGGGGAAGGUUCCAAAAAGAGGUUCAUUCUUGCUGACUGCCAGAGAAAUCUCAAAUUCAACCUGAAGGAGAAGUUUAAGGAUUUGUUUGAAGGAAUCAAGAAAGCAGGAAAGUCGAUACCUUUGAAUCAGAUCUACACAGAGCUGUACAUCACUGAUGGAGAGAGUGGAGAGAUCAAUACUGAACAUGAGGUCAGACAGAUUGAAGCAGCAUCCAGGAAACCAGACACACCAGAAACACCAAUCAGAUGUGAAGACAUCUUUAAACCUUUACCUGGAAGAGAUCAGCCAAGAACAGUAAUGACAAAGGGAGUGGCUGGCAUUGGGAAAACAGUCUUAACACAGAAGUUCACUCUGGACUGGGCUGAACACAAAGCCAACCAGCAUGUCCACUUCACAUUUCCAUUCACUUUCAGAGAGCUGAAUCUGCUGAGAGGGAAAAAGUUCAGCUUGGUGGAACUUCUUCAUCACUUCUUCACUGAGACCAAAGAAGCAGGAAUCAGCAGGUUUGAGCAGUUCCAGGUUGUGUUGAUCUUUGACGGUCUGGAUGAGUGUCGACUUCCUCUGGACUUCAACAACAACCAGAUCCUGACUGAUGUUACAGAGUCCACCUCAGUGGACGUUCUGCUGACAAACCUCAUCAAGGGGAAGCUGCUUCCCUCUGCUCGCCUCUGGAUAACCACACGACCUGCAGCGGCCAAUCAGAUCCCUUCUGAGUGCGUUGGCAUGGUGACAGAGGUGAGAGGCUUCACUGGCCCACAGAAGGAGGAAUACUUCAGGAAGAGAUUCAGAGAUGAGAAGCAGGCCAGAAGAAUCAUCUCCCACAUCAAGGCGUCACGAAGCCUCCACAUCAUGUGCCACAUCCCAGUCUUCUGCUGGAUCACUGCUACAGUUCUGGAGGACGUGUUGAAAUCCAGACAGAGAAGAGACCUGCCCAAGACCCUGACUGAGAUGUACAUCCACUUCCUGGUGGUUCAGUUUAAAGUGCAGAAUGUCAAAUAUCAUGAGAAACAUGAGAGAGAUUCAGUCUGGACUCCAAAGAACAGGGAGAUGAUCCUGUCUCUGGGAAAACUGGCUUUUGAGCAGCUGGAGAAAGGCAACCUGAUCUUCUAUGAAGAAGACCUGGCAGAGUGUGGCAUUGAUAUCAGAGCAGCCUCAGUGUACUCAGGAGUGCUCACAGAGAUCUUUAAAGAGGAGUGUGGGCUGUACCAGGACAAGGUUUUCUGCUUCAUCCAUCUGAGCCUUCAGGAGUUUCUGGCUGCUGUUCAUGUCUUUGUGACAUUCAUCAACUCUGGAGUCAAUCUGCUGUCAGAAGAACAAUCAGCCUCCCAACUAAAACUCCUCCAGAGUGCUGUGGACAAGGCCUUACAGAGUCCAAAUGGACACCUGGACUUGUUCCUGCGCUUCCUCCUGGGUCUUUCACUGCAGACCAAUCAGACUCUCCUACGAGGCCUGAUGACACAGACAGGAAGUAGCUCACAGACCAAUCAGGAAACAGUCAAGUUCAUCAAGGAGAAGAUCAAGGAGAAUGAGUCUCCAGAGAGAAGCAUCAACCUGUUUCACUGUCUGAAUGAGCUGAAUGACCAUUCUCUAGUGGAGGAGAUCCAACAGUACCUGAGAUUAGGACGUCUCUCCAGAGUAAAACUGUCCCCUGCUCAGUGGUCAGCUCUGGUCUUCAUCCUACUGUCAUCAGAAGAAGAUCUGGAGGUGUUUGACCUGAAGAAAUACUCUGCUUCAGAGGAGGCUCUUCUGAGGCUGCUGCCAGUGGUCAAAGCCUCCAAGAAAUCUGUGCUGAGUGGCUGUAAUCUGUCAGAGAGAAGCUGUGCAGCUCUGGCCUCAGUUCUCAGCUCCCAGUCCUCUAGUCUGAGAGAGCUGGACCUGAGUAACAAUGAUCUGCAGGAUUCAGGAGUGAAGCGUCUCUCUGCUGGACUGGAGAGUCCAAACUGCAGACUGGAGGCUCUCAGGCUGUCAGGCUGUCUGCUCACACAGGAAGGCUGUGCUUCUCUGGCCUCAGCUCUGAGCUCCAACCCCUCCCAUCUGAGAGAGCUGGACCUGAGUACCAACGAUCUGCAGGAUUCAGGAGUGAAGCGUCUCUCUGCUGGACUGGAGAGUCCACACUGCAGACUGGAGGCUCUCAGGCUGUCAGGCUGUCUGCUCACACAGGAAGGCUGUGCUUCUCUGGCCUCAGCUCUGAGCUCCAACCCCUCCCAUCUGAGAGAGCUGGACCUGAGCUACAAUCAUCCAGGAGACUCAGGAGUGAAGCUGCUCUCUGCUGGACUGGAGGAUCCAACCUGGAGACUGGAGGCUCUCAGGGUGGACCAUGGUGGAGAGCAGUGGCUGAAACCAGGACUGAGGAAGUAUUCCUGUGAACUCAAACUGGACACAAACACAGCAAACAGACUCCUCGUCCUGUCUGAGGACAACAGGAAGGUGAUGAAGGUGAGAGAGGAGCAGCCAUAUCCUGAUCACCCAGAGAGGUUUGACUCCUGCCCACAGAUCCUGUGUAGUGAUGGUCUGACUGGUCGCUGCUACUGGGAGGUCGAGUGGGAAGGAGUCGUUUCUAUAGGAGUGACUUACAGAGGAAUCAGCAGGAGAGGAGACAGUGACGACAGUGGGCUUGGAUGGAACGAAAACUCCUGGAGUUUGAACUGCUCUGAUUAUUAUGGUCUUUUCUCUGCCUUUCACAACAACAGAGACACACCCAUCCCUGCCUCCUCCUCUCACAGAGUGGCAGUGUAUCUGGACUGGCCUGCUGGCUCUCUGUCCUUCUACAGCGUCUCCUCUGACUCACUGAUCCUCCUCCACACCUUCAGCAGCUCCUUCACUGAACCUCUGUACCCGGGCUUUAGGGUUGGGUUUGGGUUUAUGUCACAUGGCUCCUCAGUGUCUCUGUGUCAGAUCUGAGGAGUGAGA